AUGGCUCCCGCUAACCUCCCCUCGAUCUUCAAUGCCACUUCCCAGGACAUUGAGAUGCUGCUUGCAGCUCAAGCCCACCUGGGAAGCAAGAACCUCCAGGUUCACAUGGAGCCCUACCUGUGGAAGACCCGUGCCGACGGUGUCAACGUGAUCAACGUUGGCAAGACCUGGGAGAAGAUUGUCCUCGCCGCCCGCAUCAUCGCCGCCGUCGACAACCCAGCUGACAUUUGCGUCAUCUCUGCCCGUCCCUACGGUCAGCGUGCCGUCCUCAAGUUCGCCGCCCACACCGGCGCCGUCGCCAUUGCCGGUCGCUUCACCCCCGGUUCCUUCACCAACUACAUCACCCGCUCUUUCAAGGAGCCCCGCCUCAUCAUCGUCACCGACCCCCGUACCGAUGCCCAGGCCAUUAAGGAGGCUUCCUACGUCAACAUCCCCGUCAUCGCCCUCUGCGACACCGACUCCCCCACCGAGUACGUCGACGUUGCCAUCCCCACCAACAACAAGGGUCGUCACUCCAUCGGUCUCGUCUGGUGGAUGCUCGCCCGUGAGGUCCUCCGCCUCCGCGGCACCAUCUACAACCGCGAGACCCCCUGGGACACCAUGGUCGAUCUGUACUUCUACCGCGACCCCGAGGCUGAGGCCGAGGAGAAGGUCGAGGAGGAGAAGCUCCCCGGCGUUGAGGAGGAGGGCGUUGCCGCCAUUGAGUCCGGCUUCCCCGCCACCGGCGACUGGGACGCCCAGGCUCCCGGCUUCACCGGUGCUCAGGCUGGUGCCAACUGGGACGGUGCUGGUGAUGAGUGGGCUGCCGCUGGCGCCGCUCCCACCGGUGACUGGGCCGCUGCCGGCGACGCUGCCGCUGCUGCCCCCAAGGAGUCUUCCUGGUAA
Colletotrichum abscissum is the source of this 885-nucleotide messenger RNA. Its product is annotated as ribosomal protein S2. The record is from RefSeq and is a predicted model, not a curated record. Gene Ontology annotation, cellular component: ribosome; cytosolic small ribosomal subunit; 90S preribosome. Gene Ontology annotation, biological process: cytoplasmic translation; ribosomal small subunit assembly. Bases 1 to 885 code for a protein of 294 amino acids. NCBI's taxonomy places the organism in Eukaryota, Fungi, Ascomycota, Sordariomycetes, Glomerellales, Glomerellaceae. The transcript is spliced from 3 exons. Gene Ontology annotation, molecular function: structural constituent of ribosome.